AUGUCGGACACGGGCACACCGGAUAAAAACUCCCUGGUCUUACCGACGAGCUCGAAGUCGGUGACGGAGACGGUGAAUGGAUCCCAUCGGUUUGUAAUCCAAGGCUACAGCUUAGCAAAGGGCAUGGGAAUCGGAAAACACAUAGCCAGCGAGAAUUUCACCAUCGGAGGCUACCAAUGGGCGAUUUAUUUCUACCCUGACGGUAAGAACCCGGAGGAUAAUUCGACGUACGUGUCGGUUUUCAUUGCGCUUGCCAGUGAAGGUACGGAUGUCAGGGCGUUAUUUGAGCUGACUUUGGUGGAUCAGAGUGGGAAAGGCAAGCAUAAGGUCCAUAGCCAUUUCGACCGUUCCUUGGAGAGCGGGCCUUACACGCUGAAGUAUCGUGGUAGCAUGUGGUUAAGGAAUGGCAAUUUGCACAAAGUCCAUCAAGAUGAAGCUCUAUGUUCAUAUUGGUUGGAUGACAUACUGAGACGGCAGAGAAGCUUCCUAGAAGGAGUAGACGAUGAGAUUUUGUCAAUUGUCAAGUGGCCUCUUUACUCCAUCCCUGUGGGAUACAAGCGUUUCUUCAGAAGAGCUAUGCUUGAAACAUCCGAUUAUCUGAAGGAUGAUUGCUUGAAAAUUAAUUGUACCGUUGGAGUUGUGGUUUCUGGGAUAGACUGUUCAAGAUUACAUUCAAUUCAGGUUCCGGAUUCUGAUAUUGGAUCACAUUUUGGUAUGCUAUUGGAAAAUAUGGAAGGUUCAGAUGUUACUUUUGCUGUGGCUGGAGAGAAAUUUCAUGCUCAUAAGUUGGUAUUGGCUGCUCGAUCCUCUGUUUUUCGAUCUGAAUUUUUUGAUGGAAUGGAGGGUGAUAAGCAGGAGAUUGCUGUUACAGACAUGGAGCCCAAGGUUUUUAAGGCUAUGCUGCAUUUUAUGUACAGAGAUGCUCUUGUAGAUGAUGAGUUGGUAGCUUCUAGUUCUUCAAGUGCAUCGUCCAUAUUUGAUACCCUGACGGCAAAAUUGUUAGCAGCGGCUGAUAGGUAUGAUUUGGGAAGACUCAGACGGAUGUGUGAGUCUCAUCUCUGCAAGGAUAUAUCUGUGAACUCUGUUGCAAAAACUCUAGCUCUGGCAGACCAAUAUCAUGCCAUUGAAUUAAAAGCUGUUUGCCUUAGAUUUGCUGCUGAAAACCUUGCAGAGAACCACAAAUCUUUUAGAGAUGAUUUCAGUAAGCUCCGAAUGAAAGUUUCAGUGUGCGAGGAGUUUCUUUAUGUCCAAAUAGAUAGAUCUCACCGGUUUUUUGGUCAUGCUGCCAUGCAUGUCUUAGGCGAUGAGGUUGAGGCUGCUGCUGCUUCUUCUUUUGUGAAGAGGGCACUUCUAUCCCACUUCAGAAGAACUUAG
Molecule: messenger RNA, 1374 nt
Organism: Ilex paraguariensis (yerba mate)
Lineage: Eukaryota; Viridiplantae; Streptophyta; Magnoliopsida; Aquifoliales; Aquifoliaceae
Source: the annotation of a GenBank genome assembly